GACCCCCCCGGCUCUCUCUCUCUCGCACACUCUCUCUUUCUCUCUCUGUAACUGUAUCUGCACGCAGCAUAUGAAUGGCAUCGGCCGGCCAUGAUUCUGCUUAGUCGGCAACCCUCGUUCCCCAUUCCUGAUGAUGAGAAAUAAAUGGCUGCUGCUUCGUCUUUGCUCAAAUUAGAGGUCAAAUAGUGAUGUUGGAUCUCAACCUCAGUAUUGUUUCGGGCGAUUCUGUCUCCGGCGGAUUCGAGAAGCUUCUGGAAUUCCCUGCCGGUGGCAGCGGCGGACUCAUGGACGACACCGGAAGUUCCAACUCCAAUUCCAAUUCAUCCGUCAUCAAUGCGGAAGGCCCCAGCAAUACCGGCAUCGACGAUGACGACGGACGCACUCGAGGCAUUUUUGUUACACGGCAGCUUUUUCCGGAGACCGGAGGCGGAGGAGCUGAUGAACGUGGGUUUGGUAUCGGCUCUGGUUCGGCUUUUGCGUCGCUGCAUCAGUCGACCGGUUUCUCAUCUGGUCCGGCGGAGCAAAGGAUUACGCCCCAGCUGCAACCGAGGGUGCAGCAGAAAGUGAAGAAGAGCCGGCGGGGUCCGAGGUCUCGGAGCUCGCAGUAUCGGGGAGUCACGUUCUAUCGGCGAACGGGUAGAUGGGAAUCUCAUAUUUGGGAUUGUGGGAAACAAGUGUAUCUGGGGGGGUUUGACACAGCACAUGCUGCAGCUAGGGCGUAUGAUCGUGCUGCAAUCAAAUUCCGGGGCGUUGAUGCUGAUAUCAAUUUUAAUCUCAGUGAUUAUGAUGAUGAUAUUCAGCAGAUGAGUAAGCUAACGAAGGAAGAAUUUGUACAUAUCCUGCGCCGCCAGAGCACUGGAUUCUCAAGGGGGAGUUCAAAAUACAGGGGAGUGACACUGCACAAAUGUGGCCGGUGGGAAGCUCGAAUGGGCCAGUUGCUGGGAAAGAAGUAUAUAUAUCUUGGUCUGUUCGACAGUGAGAUAGAAGCUGCAAGGGCUUAUGACAAAGCUGCAAUGAAAUGCAAUGGAAAGGAAGCUGUCACCAACUUCGACACUAGCACAUAUGAGGACUGCAUAGUCUCUGGAUCUGAUAAUGGAGACAACUGCCACAAUCUUGAUCUUAAAUUGGGGAUCAGUCCCUCCUAUGUUGCCGAUCACCAAAAAGGUCACAGCAAUAUGGAAGGCUUUGGUUUUCAUUUGCCGGGCAACCCUGGUGAUGUGCCUAAUGACCCAAGAGCAAAGAGUGAGAAAUCUGCUUCAGCAACAUUUUGGGCUCAACCCCCUAAUGGCUUUUCUGUGACAUCUGAACACCCCCUUGGCUGGGCUGGUGUUAAUUCUAUUUCCUUUCCAAUACAUAUGGAAAGAGCAAGAGAGAAGGGGAUGGAUGUAGAAUCCUCACUGAACUGGGCACGGCAAGUCCAAGGCCCUUAUGGUGUGGCUCCUCCUGCAUCACUCUUCUCUGCUGCAGCAUCAUCAGGAUUCUUUUCUUCAACUACCGCAUUUGGUUCAUCAGCUACUGUUUCUCAGCCUAAUACAACAAUCCUCAACUACCCUUACACUCCAUCCAUCAACAAUCCCAACUUAUCCCCCUAUUGGUGCAGGAGCUGAAACCAUCAAUGGAUACACCACCAAGCUCCAUGGUCUUUUCUAUUGGAGAUGGGCGGUCAGGGAAAGCAAGCGAAGAGUGGUAGUUAAAACUUUCUUUCUUCAUGUGCGUUUGCAAAAAUUUGGAGUAAAUUUGGACAGACAAGGUACGAGUAAGUGCCUUGCUCAAAUGGGGUUUCCCUGUUUUUUUUGAAUUAGAGUAUGCUUUCCCUUGUUCACAGGCAAGGCUAUGUUAAAGAGUCUGGCCUCCAGGGGAAGGACUCUGUUCUGUAUGAAACUUGUCACCGACUUUGCAUUGAUUCCUGUAGAUAGUUUAGUUUAGUAAAUCCAAGAGUUUUACAUA
Malania oleifera is the source of this 1947-nucleotide messenger RNA. Its product is annotated as floral homeotic protein APETALA 2-like. Gene Ontology annotation, molecular function: DNA binding; DNA-binding transcription factor activity. Gene Ontology annotation, biological process: regulation of DNA-templated transcription. The coding region runs from base 189 to 1607 and encodes 472 amino acids. Lineage: Eukaryota; Viridiplantae; Streptophyta; Magnoliopsida; Santalales; Ximeniaceae. The record is from RefSeq and is a predicted model, not a curated record. The transcript has 11 exons.